Messenger RNA from Pan troglodytes (chimpanzee), 936 nucleotides. Its product is annotated as olfactory receptor 8B3-like. The transcript has a single exon. The record is from RefSeq and is a predicted model, not a curated record. Gene Ontology annotation, biological process: G protein-coupled receptor signaling pathway. Gene Ontology annotation, cellular component: membrane. Gene Ontology annotation, molecular function: G protein-coupled receptor activity; olfactory receptor activity. Lineage: Eukaryota; Metazoa; Chordata; Mammalia; Primates; Hominidae.
AUGGCACCUGGAAAUGGCUCUUUCGUGACUGAAUUCAUUCUGGUGGGAUUAACACAUCAGCCAGAUCUCCAAUCCCCUCUGUUCUUCCUGUUUCUAGUAAUCUAUGUGGUCACUCUGUUGGGAAACUUGGGCUUGGUAACUCUAAUUGGGCUGAACUCACACCUUCAUACCCCUAUGUACUUCUUCCUCUUUAACUUGUCCUUCAUAGAUCUCUGUUAUUCUUCUGUGUUUACACCCAAAAUGCUAAUGAGCUUUAUUUCAGAGAAGAAUAUUAUCUCCUUCAAGGGGUGCAUGACCCAACUUUUCUUUUUCUGUUUUUUUUUUUUGUCAUUUCUGAAUGUUAUGUGCUGACGUCAAUGGUGUAUGAGCGCUGUGGCCAUCUGUAACCCACUUCUGUAUCACAUUGCCAUGUCUCCUACAGUGUGCUCCAGCCUUAUGUUUGGUUCCUAUUUGAUGGCCUUUUCUGGUGCCAUGGCCCACACUGGAUGCAUGCUGAGACUGACUUUCUGUGAUGCGAACACCAUCGAUCACUACUUCUGUGACAUCCUCCCUCUGCUCCAGCUCUCCUGCACCAGCACCUACAUCAAUGAGCUGGUGGUUUUCACUGUGGUUGGCAUCAACAUCAUUGUGCCCACUGUUACCAUCUUUAUCUCUUAUGGUUUCAUCCUCUCCAGCAUCCUCCAUAUCAGUUCCAAGGAGGGCAGGUCCAAAGCUUUCAGCACUUGCAGUUCCCAUAUAAUUGCUGUUUCUCUGUUCUUUGGAUCAGGUGCAUUUAUGUAUCUCAACCCAUCUUCUGCUGGGUCCAUGGAUAAGAGAAAAUUAUCUUCUGUCUUUUAUACAAAUGUGGUUCCCAUGUUGAACCCCUUAAUCUACAGCCUGAGGAACAAAGAUGUUAAAUUUGCCCUAAGAAAGGCCCUGAGUAGUAGGAAACUUUGA